AUGAGUCAUAGUCCUGGUGAUGCACUUAAUGACAUUUAUAUUCUUGAUACAUUAAAAUUUACUUGGACACAAGGCUCUAAUGUUAAUGCGCCAACUUCACGUGGUGACUUUACAGCUACACUAAUAAAUAAUGGCCUUAUACUUUAUUUAGGAGGUGACAAUAUUAAUAUAUUCAAGAUUACUGGUGGUGAUGAAAUAAGUCCUAGAAUCUUCCACUCUGCUGUAUUAUCGCCAGAUGGGCAUGUUAUACUCUAUGGUGGAAAGGGUCCUACAGAUCAAAAUGAAUUGUUAGCUUCAUUAGACACGACUGUUAACCCGUAUAAAUGGUCAGCUAAACCUAUGAUCGAAAAAAAAACCAAUUAA
Molecule: messenger RNA, 363 nt
Organism: Dentiscutata heterogama
Lineage: Eukaryota; Fungi; Glomeromycota; Glomeromycetes; Diversisporales; Gigasporaceae
Source: the annotation of a GenBank genome assembly